Messenger RNA from Triticum urartu, 1011 nucleotides. The record is from RefSeq and is a predicted model, not a curated record. Lineage: Eukaryota; Viridiplantae; Streptophyta; Magnoliopsida; Poales; Poaceae.
CUGCCUAGCAAAGAGCCAUUUGCAUCAAGGAACUGAUGGCUGCUGCCCAGAUCACCUCCUUGUCCUUCUCCGUCCAGCCAAUAAUGUUCCAUUCGGCUUCGCCGGUGGCCGGAAACGGUGGCCGGAGAGGCCGUCCAAAUGCUUUCUUCUGCCCUUGGGCGCCGGUGAUCUGCCAUGGGCGACGGGGGGCCACGUCCCGUGCGCUGUCCGAUAACUGUGACUUCCAGAAUUUGCUCUCCGUGCAACACCAAGAAGGCCUAACAGGUGUGCAAGCGUUGUUCCUUCGGCACCCAAAAAGCAGCAGCGGCAUGAUGACCAUUGUUGAUCACCUCAAACACCUCUGCAUUGACCAGUAUUUCCAAGACGAGAUCAGCAAUGUCGUGGAUUCAUGCAUGGAUCUCACACAUAGUGAUAAUCUCCUCGAUGUAACCCUUUCCAUGAGGCUGAUGAGGGAAGCUGGAUAUCAUGUUUCAGCUGGUCAGCAAACUAUAUUUUACAUAUUUUUACAAAAUAGUGUGAGUGGCAUAAUAACAUAGGUGUAGCCAACUCCAGAAUAAAAUAUAUUGUCUUCCUUAAGCAGAUUAUCCCAGAUAUUUUUUUUCAUUAUAUGUACUUGCCUGAAAACCCUUCUCCUCACCGCGGCAGAUGAGGUUCUUCAAAAGUUUGCAGAUGGUAAUGGUGAUUUCAGCCUAGCUCAUAGCCAAGACAUCAGAGGAUUGCUGAGCUUGCAUGAUGUGUCACACCUCAACAUGGGAGAAGCUUCGCUCUACAAGGCAAAGGAGUACUCAGGCAAACACCUUAGAUCUACACUGAAGUACUUGGAGCCAAAGCUUGCAAGAUAUGUAAGGCAAUCACUAGACCAUCCAUAUCAUGUCAGCCUGAUGCAGUACAAGGCCAGGCACCACCUGAGCUACCUCCAGAGCUUGCCCACUAGGAACACUGCAAUUGAGAAGCUGGCAGUUGCAGAGUUUCAGAUUAACAAGUUUCAGCAUCAGAGGGAAAUGCAAGAGG